UCUGGGACAACUACUCACUUCCUGUUUGUAUCGGACAUCAGCUGCAGACACAAGCCCGUCUCAGCUCUGAUAGGUACAGCUGCAAGCACAUGAGCAGCCUUGUGGUCAGCAGGAGGCAGAAAUCAGAGAGUGAUGGAGAGCGGAGUCUCAUUGAGGACUCAGCCACCAGUGGGGAUCGUCUCUUGGACCAACAUGCAUCCACACCGGGGUUCGUCUACGUGUUGGCCUUCUUCUCUGCCCUGGGAGGAUUCCUCUUUGGGUACGACACCGGGGUGGUUUCUGGGGCCAUGCUGCUCCUGAAGAAGGAGAUGAACCUGAGCGCCCUCUGGCAGGAGUUGCUGAUUUCCAGUACCGUGGGGGCCGCAGCAGUUUCCGCCCUAUGCGGUGGCUUCCUGAAUGGCUGGCUGGGGCGUAAGGUUUGCAUCCUGAUGUCCAGUUUCAUCUUCACCAUCGGCGGCACCAUCUUGAGCUUUGCCCCAGACAAGGUUGUCCUGCUUGUGGGCAGAAUCACUGUUGGUUUGGGCAUAGGUAUUGCUUCAAUGACAGUACCUGUGUACAUAGCUGAAGUUUCCCCUCCACACCUGAGAGGUCAGCUGGUCACCAUCAACUCCCUCUUCAUCACUGGUGGCCAGUUCAUUGCCAGCGUGGUGGAUGGAGCUUUCAGCUACCUGAGCCAUGAUGGCUGGAGAUACAUGUUGGGUCUGUCCAUUGUUCCAGCAGUGCUGCAGUUCGUCGGCUUCUUCUUCCUCCCGGAGAGCCCUCGAUGGCUUCUCCAAAAGGGCCGGAGCCAGGAGGCUCUUCAAUCUCUGAGUAAGAUAAGAGGAGGCCAGAACGUUGAGGAAGAGUACGACACCAUCAGAACAAGCAUCGAGGAAGAGGAGAAAGAGGCGAAUGGAGGAGGUCUUGUUAUUUUGCGGAUCAUUAGCCACGGUCCUACUCGCAGGGCUCUCUUCGUUGGCUGUGGCCUCCAGAUGUUUCAGCAGCUGUCUGGGAUUAACACUGUCAUGUACUAUAGUGCAACCAUUCUGCAGAUGGGGGGGGUGCGGGACGACAAACAGGCGAUCUGGUUAGCUGCUGCUACGUCUGCUACCAACUUCGUGUUCACACUGCUUGGAGUCUGGCUUGUAGAGCGAGUGGGUCGGCGGAAGCUGACCCUGGGCAGUCUUUUAGGUACUGGUCUGAGUCUCACUGUGCUGGCAGUUGGGUUCUUGCUAUCUGCCCAGAACUCCCCGCCCGUCACCCUGCACCCAGCUGAAGCUCAGAACUCCACCUGCAGACAAUAUGGGUUCUGUGAAUUCUGCAUGUUGGAUCCCAGCUGUGGAUUUUGUUACCGUGAAAAUAGAACCGACGUGUACAACUCCUCCUGCAUCCCUGUCAACCAAGCAUCCACAGAUCAUGCAGCGUGGGGAAGUUGUUCCAACCAGACGGGGGCAAAUGACAGUUCACUAUGGGCUUACAACUACUGUCCCACAUCCUACUCCUGGAUCGUCCUGUUGGGGCUCAUUCUCUACCUUGCGUUCUUUGCACCAGGUAUGGGCCCGAUGCCUUGGACAGUGAACUCUGAGAUCUACCCACUGUGGGCCCGCAGCACCGGGAAUGCCUGUUCAGCUGGGGUCAACUGGAUCUUUAACGUACUGGUGUCUCUGACCUUCCUUCAUGUCGCUCAGUUUCUAACCUAUUAUGGGGCAUUCUUUCUGUACACAGGCCUGGUGGUGCUGGGACUCCUCUUCGUUCAGGGCUGCCUCCCGGAGACCCAGGGCCGGCAGCUGGAAGACAUCGAGAACUUGUUCACCGGUCCACUCUGCUCCUGUGGAGACUCCUCUCACAGCGGCAGUCACCAAGUCCAGUACAUCCGGGUAAAAGGCAGCAACGUCCUCCUCUCUGACAAUGAUGCCUCAGAUGUAGAGUAGACUGUCCUCUCUGGCUUUGGGUGUUCCUGUCUUGGAAAGACUGCUCAUGUGGGGAUGGGAGGAAAGGUAACUUUGCUCUCUGGUGGCUGCAAUCAACACUAAGCCAAAAAAAGGCUUGAACUCCCCAAUGAAUGACCAUAUCUGGUGCUUUUCUUUUCUCUGGAGACAUAAGUUGCAUCUGUUGUUUCUUUCAGAGUUUUUCUGUGGUUUAUUCUCCUCAUUUCCCACUGUUUUUCUCCGUCGUCAUUAAGAGAAAAACUAAAGUGAGGUUCAUAUGAGAUAAUUAUUAUCCCAGGAAAGUUACAGUUCAGACUAUGGGAUUUGGACACAGAGAUUUAAUGCAUUUGUUUGAAUAAAAGCACACAGACCUAUUGAUAAUUCACUUUGAUUCUGAAUGUCCUAAAGCACAGAGCCUGAACAACAAAAAUAUGUAACUGUCCAAAUACUUAAGUCUGGAUUUGUGUUUAAGAAAAUGAAUAUAACAAAAACUGAAAACAUUUAUACUAUUUUCCACCAAAUUUAAGCACAUACACUUUGAGGAAUGAUUUCGAUUUUUUCCAGCAAGUAGCAUUUUCCUUUCUUCAGUCUGUUCAGAGACCAAAUGACCUGGUUGCUGACUCGCCUUUUCCUCAGCCUUUCUUGUGUCAAGACAAUCUAACUUCCAGAUGAAGAACACUUACAUGAAUUCAGUCAGAUAAUUUCGUCUUUUGAAACCACCAGCAUACCAGCAAUGAUGUGUUCUAAUACCAGCCUCAUUAUCUGUAUUUUUAGAUUCAUAAAAUAUAAAUCUUUCUGAAACACUUUAUGUUGUAUUUGUUGAAAUCCUGUUGAAAGUUCUCUAAAAAAAAUGGGGGAAAAGUCCUUGUUCCUCACAGGACUGUGAGAAACACAACCUGUUAUUUCAUUCAGACCAAAUUAGAUGAAUUGCUGGCAUAACUAUAAUCUAUAUGAUUGUAGAAUUAUUUCCAAACUCCUUUAUGUGCCGAUGUAAAGCUUUGCUGGUGUGGCUGAAUCCGGUGAUUGGUGGUUGCUGAUAUUUUAUACACAGUGUGAGAGUUUGCACUUUAUGAACCAAAAAGGUGUGUUUUUAAUUUUUUUUUAGCUAUUUUUGUAUGUCAGAAUAUAAGAAUGAGUUGCCUUAAUCUCGAUUUUCUAGCAAGGUUCGGAAAGCAGCUCGGCACAGUAUGGAGCAGUGGGGUCAGACAAUGCCAUAGCCUAUAUAACUGUGAGUACUGCAUCAAAGUGCUGAGAGCACAAUAAACUUUGCUAAAUGUUUCUGUAAUUUUCAAUCUCUUGUUUCCGCAGCUGAGAUAAUGGUAACGAAGUAGACCUGGACAACACAAUACAGGGAACGCCUUUGUACGCAACGUCCACUUAGCACUUGGAUAUUUAUUAGCAUUUAAUAUUUUUUCUUAUUAUUUUGCUGCAGUCUGUUUUUGUUACAGUGCAAGAUAGAAAUGGCCUUGUCUGUACCACCUGUAAUAUUCCUUUUAAAUGUUUAAUUGAAGUUUCUAAUCUAAUACUGGAUUUCAGCAAACCUCUGUAAAUGUCCGAACUUUGGUGCGUUUAAUGUGUGAAACCACAAAUGGGAACAAAAGAUAUACAGUGUUUAUAACUGCGUAUUUUGUGGUAUUGAUUUAAUGCGUUGCCAUGUUGUUCUGUCUGCUAUAACAACCAAUUUGUAAUGAGAUAACAGUGACAGGACCCAGCUGCCAAUUGUACAUGGUUACCCUCUUCCGUGAUAUUGAUGAGGAAAGAAUAUUUUUGCAGUGUGAAAAUGCACAAGUAUACAUAUGGUGACAAUCAUUUUAAAUGGUGACACUUUCAUUUGGUACAACCGACUCAGUCCACCCACAGGGGAACAGACAUGCUAAGAAUAUCAAUGUUACUGUGUAGGUUUAAAGGCCGCAGGUUCAUUUGAACCUAAAUGCAAAUAGUAGGGGAGUGCAUUUCAUUCUGGUACUGUGUCAUUCUAAUCUUGUUCAUGUUUUCUUGCUGUGUAUGAAAUUAAAUUCCUUGUGUCUUUGA
Molecule: messenger RNA, 3938 nt
Organism: Platichthys flesus (European flounder)
Lineage: Eukaryota; Metazoa; Chordata; Actinopteri; Pleuronectiformes; Pleuronectidae
Product: proton myo-inositol cotransporter-like
Exons: 11
Coding region: 90-1910 (606 amino acids)
Biological process (GO): transmembrane transport
Cellular component (GO): membrane
Molecular function (GO): myo-inositol:proton symporter activity
Source: RefSeq, a predicted model, not a curated record